UAACUAGUUCGAAUAUAUCGAUUGACAGAAAUUCAAGUCUAUCUUAUCUUAUAUAUCGACAAUCUCAUUGUUUCCUUCAAAAGUAAAUCGAAACUCAAAUCUAAAAUAUUUGUUCGUGAAGGAUGGAUUACGUAGACAAGGCAAAGAAUUACGUAUCAGAGAAGGUGGCGGAGAAGGUGGCGGAGAUGGAGAAGCCAGAAGCAACGGUUAUGGAGGUGGAUGUGAAGAAUAUUAACUUUGAUAGCAUUUCAUAUCAUGCUAAAGUUUCUGUUACAAAUCCUUACAAUGUUCCAAUUCCUAUCAUGGAGAUUGCUUAUGUUGUAAAAUGUGGGGGCAGCAGGAUAGUAGCUACCGGUACAAUUCCAGACCCUGGCUCAUUGAAGGCGAAAACCACAACCCUAGUAGACGUGCCAGCAAAGGUUCCACACAGCGCGAUCUUGAGCUUAGUGAGGGAUAUUGCAGCAGAUUGGGACAUAGAUUAUACACUUGAAUUGGGUUUUAUUAUUGAUCUUCCUGUAUUUGGUAACUUCACCAUUCCCCUUACUUAUAGUGGCGAAUACAAACUUCCUACAUUGUCUGAUUUAUGGCGAGGUGACGGGGAAGAAGAGAAAGAAGAGAAAGAAGAAAAAGAAAAGAAAGAGAAGAAAGAAGAGAAAGAAAAGUAACAAACUUAUUGUAUUGUGACAUUGAACAUUAUUUUCAGAAAAAUUAGCUAUGAAAUUCGUCAGUUAAAAUGUUUGUAACUAGUAUAAGUUUUUGAUAAUUUGUUGCUAAAUAGGAAUAGUGAUGAACUUUUCUAUGUAGCUAUAAAAAAACUUAUUAUCGCUAA
This is a messenger RNA of Solanum pennellii, 829 nucleotides long. Its product is annotated as desiccation protectant protein Lea14 homolog. Bases 123 to 665 code for a protein of 180 amino acids. The transcript has 2 exons. Gene Ontology annotation, biological process: response to desiccation. The record is from RefSeq and is a predicted model, not a curated record. NCBI's taxonomy places the organism in Eukaryota, Viridiplantae, Streptophyta, Magnoliopsida, Solanales, Solanaceae. Gene Ontology annotation, cellular component: cytosol.